This is a messenger RNA of Ipomoea nil (Japanese morning glory), 2820 nucleotides long. RefSeq lists its product as uncharacterized. Lineage: Eukaryota; Viridiplantae; Streptophyta; Magnoliopsida; Solanales; Convolvulaceae. Gene Ontology annotation, cellular component: plasma membrane. Bases 272 to 2557 code for a protein of 761 amino acids. The transcript is spliced from 22 exons. The record is from RefSeq and is a predicted model, not a curated record.
UGAAGCCACAAGGAGGAGGAAGACGACAACGGAGAAGGAGACAGAGAGAGCGACCCGCGUGCUCAAGCCUGACCCGCGUGCUCAAGCCUGACCCGCCCAAACACCCCUUCUUCACGUUAGUUUUCGUUCUACAAGACUCAGUCCUCCCAAUUAAUCUUCCCCGUCUCUCAAGCUCUGCAAUACGUAUUUUUUUCUUCUCCGGUACCGGAAUCUGCUUCAAUCGCUGGGUUUUUUACAAUCUGCUUCCUCUCUCUGUUGAAAGUGGAGAGAGAUGGAAAAUGGAGGAGGAAGUUUAGAGAGUAAAUUCGCGGGUUUGCACAUAAACGAUUCGGGCCACAUCAGUGUGAGCAACAGCGAUGGGCUAUUUCAGGUUAUGAAAGCUGUAGAGGCAGCUGAAGCUACUAUUAAGCAACAGGUGGAAGAGAAUUAUCGACUAAGAUCUGAGCUUCAAAAAAAGAUUCAUGAGCUUGAAAAAUAUAAAUCAGAUGAGCUGAAAAGUGAGAAUUCCCAUUCAGUUGAACCAUGGGAUGUCCACCAUCACUCGCCAGAUAGAUCAUUUAUGUCAAAUUCACAUUUCAGAAAUCAAAAUGAUGGGGCUAGAAACAUUGAUAAUACUCUAAGACAUACACUGUCUAAUAAUGUUGUUCAAAAUGAUAUAGACUCUACUAUACAAACACACAGAGAAAGCCGUAGAGAGUCUGACAAUGUCAAUGGCACACUUAGAGUGCUUUGUGGUGGUCAGGCAUCAUCGGAUCCUUCAGGGUUCUCUCAGUUUUCAUUGCCUUCUUCAUCGUCAUUUUCUCCUAGCAGGUACCAAACAGAAGGGGAACGAGAUAGACGGCUCAAUGUAUCCGGACAGGGGUUGAUGCCAAUAGCUGAACUAAGUAAUGCUAACAGCAUGAAGCAGGAUAUUGUUCUGCAGAUCCGGGAUCAAGAACAAGAAAUUUCACAACUUAGGAAACUUCUUGGGGAAUACGCAGUCAAAGAAGCACAAAUAAGCAAUGAGAAAUAUGUUCUGGAAAAGCGUAUUGCUUAUAUGCGUAUGGCCUUUGACCAACAGCAACAGGAUCUGGUUGAUGCUGCGUCCAAAGCAAUAUCAUAUAGACAGGAUAUAAUUGAAGAAAAUAUACGCCUUGCAUAUGCAUUGCAGGCUGCACAACAAGAAAGAACAACGUUCAUAUCAUCUUUAUUACCACUACUUGCAGAGUAUUCACUCAAGCCUCCUCUACCUGAUGCUCAGUCAAUUGUUGGAAACAUCAAGAUUCUGUUCAGACAUUUGCAGGAGAAGCUUUUUAUUACAGAGGCGAAGCUAAAGGAGUCUCAGUUCCAAAUGACUCCUUGGUCUUCUGACGUCAACUCCAAUUUUGCUUUUUCACCUUCCGACUCUGCCGCGAUUAAAGAUGGGCUUGAACUGGUACCACAACAAAGACAUUCUAAUGAAAAGGCAUCUAGUUCUUCAGACCCUCAGACAGGAAGAGCUUGGGAUCCAUCAGGGAAUCCUCCCUAUGAUAUUAUUGGUGGUGCUACAAACGGCAUGGAGGGAAAUAAUUUGGGCAGUUUUUCGCCUUCUGCGAGCAGGAAUGCUGUGCCCCCUGAUGCAUCUACUCAGCUUGAUGUCAGCCAGGACCAAUCUGUUUCUAAGUCAAAAAGUGAAGAAAUACCAAAUAAACAAGUGACAUUUAGUGAACUUAGCAACACUAAUGGGAUAGAUGAUCCUGACAUGGAGAUAAAUCAAAAUGAUAGAGAACCCUCAGUCAGUUGGGCUUCAAAAAGCUCUCCUUAUGCAACUGCACUAGAGGAUCCAAUCUCAACCUACUCCCCAUAUUUACCACCUGUUUUGGAGGAACCUACAUCCUCUUUCUCAGAAGCUGCAGAUGAUGAUCCUUUACCAGCAAUAGAGGGUCUCCAAAUUAGAGGUGAAGCUUAUCCAGGAGGAGAACUUCAAGCUUCUGGCUACUCUAUUAAUGGAACAACCAGUUGCAUUUUUGAGUGGGUCCGGCAUAAGGAAGAUGGAUCUUUUAGCUACAUAGAUGAUGCAAAGCAACCUGUAUAUCUUGUUACUGCUGAUGAUGUUGAUACAUACCUUGCCAUUGAAGUACAGCCACUAGAUAAUAGGAAACGGAAGGGUGAAGCGGUAAAGGUAUUUGCAAAUGAGCACAGGAAAAUUACUUGUGAUCCUGAUAUGCAAAAUUGCAUAGAGAGAACACUUCACAGUGGUCAUGCUUCAUUUGAAGUAUCUUUGUGGAUUGGCUAUCUUGACACAUGGGAGUCAGCUACCUUGGCUAUAAAGAGGGAUGGCUUUAGUAUCAAGUGUAGUGGGACCAUUGGUGUUGUGGUUACUGAGAAAUUUUCUCCAUCUAUAAGUGUUUCUAUUCCAUAUGGAUGUCCUGGAGAGUUCUCAAUAAUUGAUAGCCGGGAGGAAGUACGUCUAUUGAAGGCAAUUGAUGCUACUGGCUAUUCCAGUAGGGAUGCUAUUGUUCUCAUCAUGAAAUAUUUCAUCUUAAAGGCUGGCGAGAAGAAAAGUAAGACAAGGAAAAAACGUUUGUUCUUCAACUAGUAAGGAGCACAUUUUUUGAGCAACCUGGAUACAUUAUUCUUUGUGUAGUACAUAUAUAGGGAGGCGAGGCUUUUGUAGUUUUGAUUACAAUAUUUAAAGGAAUCAAUCAAUAGUUUGUCGGGGCAUGGCCGCAUGGGCUUGCCCCCAUUACAAUAUCUGCCAUCUUCCCCCUCACCUGGCCCCAUCUCCGCAAAAAAUAAAAAUAAAAAAAGGUUGUAAAUAUCGUAAAAUUUCAACGAAGUCGCCUUUAUGUGCUGGACCAA